Molecule: messenger RNA, 942 nt
Organism: Triticum aestivum (bread wheat)
Lineage: Eukaryota; Viridiplantae; Streptophyta; Magnoliopsida; Poales; Poaceae
Exons: 3
Coding region: 284-784 (166 amino acids)
Source: RefSeq, a predicted model, not a curated record
ACCGCCCACUUCCCACUACGUGCCCCCUUAUCCACACAACACAUUGAUUCUUCUACAUCCACCUGAUGCUGUCCCUUCUCUUCUUCUCUAUCAGGGCAGCAUCAACCCCCUCUUCUCUGUCGGUGAGGAACUCCACUAGAGAUUGCGUUUUGGAGCUCCCUCUACUGUCGCUCGAUCUGGCCUCCCCCGCUCAGUUGUUGCCCCAUGCUCCGGAUCAUGCCACAGCAGGCCUCGCCCUGACCAACAGGCUCGGAUCCAUCCCUUCCCUCCUCCUGGCCUCCACAUGCGUAGACUGUGGCGCCAGAUCAAGGGAGCCUGCCAAUGGAGGUCGCCGCCUCUCCGUCUCGAUCGGUCCGCCGCCGGAUCCACCAUGCUGUGCCAUGGGAUGGGCGCCUUGCAGCUAGCUCCUCUGCCGUCGCCUGAUCUGCCUGCCCCCGCCCGUGCUCCAGAUUCGGCUAACAGCCUCGCCUCUGACCCGAUUCAGACAUGCACCCACAGCCUCACUCCGCCACCUGCGCCCCAGCUUGCGAGGAGGCCAGGCCGCGCCUCGUCUAGCUGCGGCCUACCUGUUGUGUCAGUCAGCCCAGCCGCCUCGACCCGGCCUUCUCCGCCCCCAGCUCCAGGCCUCAAACAACUCCCACUUUUUGGAAAUCGCGGGUCCUCCGUCGAGCGAGGGGUGCCGGUGGUGGUGGUGUUCGCUCGGUGGACUUUGUUCCAUUUUCUUCGCUCCUUCACGCUUUGUCUAUUCCUUCUGUUCCCUUUCUCUGCUUGUUUUGAUUUCUAAUGUGGCUUGCUGGUUCUCAUGGCAACUCUCGUACACAUAUAGAUUGGUGAGAAUAUAUGUAUAUCAGCGAGGCGGGACAAUUUAAUUGAAGAACAAACUAUGUACAAAGCUCGUUGUAUCUGAAUUUAGCCACCUAAAAAGGACAGCGGGUUGAAUAA